Molecule: messenger RNA, 2865 nt
Organism: Stegodyphus dumicola
Lineage: Eukaryota; Metazoa; Arthropoda; Arachnida; Araneae; Eresidae
Gene: Esyt2
Product: extended synaptotagmin-like protein 2
Biological process (GO): lipid transport
Cellular component (GO): endoplasmic reticulum membrane
Molecular function (GO): phosphatidylethanolamine binding; calcium-dependent phospholipid binding; calcium ion binding
Source: RefSeq, a predicted model, not a curated record
UGGCUGUAUUUUCUUCUAUUCCAAAUUUAGUCUGCAACAGAAGUGUCAUAAAUUGAAAUCUCCUCAUUGGUUAGAAUAAAGUGCUUCAAUCUAGAUUUUAACCGCUCAAUUACUGGGCAUGUUUUAGAGUUGUUCAGCUGAUUGGUUACUGUGUGCGGUGUGAGAAAUAGAAAGUGAACAUUAUUUUAAAAAUAUAUUUAGAAAAUAUAAUUUCUGGUGUAUAUUGUAGUUUUUGGGGAAAGGGUUUGGAUCUUUUACUUUAUUUGAAUUAGAAAAAUGGCGGAUACGAAAUACAGUUACUUACCAAAACAGUCAUCCGCCGACCACGAUGAAUCUUCUGAAAGCAAAGUGAAUAAUGUUUCAUCUUCUCCAACGAACGAUAUUGCAAAGGCCGUGCAUGAAACAGUUGAAUCAGCAAGACAUACGCUACGUUACAAUAUUUAUGGUAUUGCUGGAGGUUUUAUUUCAUUAUUUUAUGGGGCCUACUUAAUCGGACAUUCUGGGAUUGGGGCAACUUCCAUGCUAUGCAUCGGUUUUGGAGUUGCUGUAUCGGUUUGGAUGAUGAGAAACAAUUAUUUAACAGAACGAGAUAUUCGUCUUUCUGCUGAUAGAUCAGUUGCAUUGAACGAAAAAGGAUGUAUAUUAGCCCAGUUAACAGAUUUACCGUCAUGGGUCUUUUUCCCAGAAACAGAAAGAGCAGAAUGGUUAAACAAAAUAUUGAGGCAACUUUGGCCAUAUGUUGGAAUUUAUGUGAAGGAGAUGUUAAAAGAGACUAUGGAGCCAAGCAUCAGAGGAAGCUUGCCAUCAUACCUACAAAGUUUUCGUUUUGAGAAAAUUAUACUUGGUGAUAUGCCACCCAGAAUUGGUGGAGUUAAAGUUUAUCAAGAAAAUGUUUCUCGAAAUGAGAUUAUCAUGGAUUUAGAGAUUCGAUAUUCUGGAGAUUGUAACAUUCAAGUUGGAGUAAAAAAAAUUAAGGCAGGCAUUAAAGACCUCCAGAUAUAUGGCACGGUGCGAUUAGUGAUGAAACCAUUAGUCAAAAUUAUUCCUCUGGUUGGAGGUGUUACUGUAUGUUUCUUGAAUCGACCAAGAAUUGAUUUCAACUUGACAAAUGUUGCUAAUGUUUUCGAUAUGCCUGGACUUGGUGACAUUUUAAGAAAAGCAGUUAAUGAGCAAGUUUCUGCUAUGAUGGUAUUGCCCAACAAAUUUCCAGUUCAGCUAAUUCAAGAUAUACCGUUGAAGUCUUUGAAGUUUUCUCCUCCUGCUGGUGUCCUCCGACUUCACAUUGUAGAGGGACGUGAUUUAGUUAAAGCUGAUGUUGGUGUUCUGGGAAUGGGCAAAUCAGAUCCAUAUUGUAUAAUAUCAGUUGGAAUUCAAGAAUUCAGGACUCCUGUUAUAAAAAACACUAUAUUUCCCAAAUGGAAUUUCAUCUGUGAGCCAAUAAUUGAUCAGUUUGUUGGACAAAAUAUUGAUAUUGAGGUCAUGGAUGAAGAUCAAAGUAGUAAAGAUGAUUUUCUUGGAAGAGUGUCAGUUGAUAUUUUCAAAUUGGUAAAGAAGAAGAAUGUUAAUGCUUGGCUUCAACUUGAAGAUACAAAAUCAGGUUCUGUACAUAUUCAGUCAACUUGGUUAACAUUAAGUGAAAAUCCUGAAGACUUGAGUCAACAAUUGCAGGAAAUUCGUAAUUUUAAUUCAAGAAAUACUAUGUAUUCUGCAGUUUUACUUGUCUUUUUGGAUAGUGCUAAGCAUUUACCGAAUGUUAACCGUGGAGCUGAAGAACCAAGUGCUCAAGUUCAUUUCACUGUGACUGGUUUCAAAGAGUCUAGUGCCAUCCGUCCUCAUUCUAAUGAUCCUAUUUGGGAGGAAGCAUUUCGAUUUCUUCUCCAUAACCCCGAAAUUCAAGAUCUCACUGUUGAAGUUACAGAUACAAAGUCCAACAAGCCGAUCGGUAUGACAAGGAUACAUCUAUGCCGACUCUUAAGAGAAAAGGGCAUGCAAAUAGAAGAGCCAUUCCAACUACUUGGAGCCGGCCCAAAUUCAAAAAUUUUAAUGACUUUGCAACUCAGGAUUUUAGUACCAACUUCUGGUAAGAUAGAUUAUACAAAGAAAGAUAAAUCAGAAAAAGAAAAUUCACCUGAGGAAAAGGAAAGUAAAAUUGAUGAAGGUUCUGAAAAUAUGCCAGAUGUUUCUCUAAGUGCUCGCCCUUUAAGUCCAACUACCCCAACUAUUCAGGAUAUGAUUCAAACUUCCAUGGUUGCUGCUGCUGACAGUGCAGAAUUCAGAAGUGAAAAAAGAGAUACUUCACCACCAGCUUCUUCACCUGUGAAAACUUCUCCUCCUGAUUCACCAUCAUUAAAAUCAUCUCCAAUUAAAACACCCUCACCUGUAAGGAAGAAAACGUCUUCACCACCAAGCAUUAGUGGGGAUAGCAUUAAAAGUAACAGAAGUGCUCGGAGUAAUUCAGGGAUUACAAAGAUUCAGCUGACAAUAAGAUACAGCAUUCCAAGAAAUAAACUUGUUGUGGUUGUUCAUAAGGCAAAGAAUUUACCUCACAAGGAAGGAGAAGAUAAACCUGAUCCAUAUGUUAAGAUCUACAUGACUCCAGAUCGCAAUAAAGAAACGAAACAGAAAACUCAAGUCGCAAAAAAUACAUGCAAUCCUAUAUUUGAUGAAUCUCUUGAAUUUGAUGUCAAUAUGUCUGAAGUUUCAAACUAUGCUCUUGAAGUGACAGUAAUUUCAAAAAGUGGCUCCAUGAUGUUCCCAAGAGGUAAAAUUCUUGGUAAAGCAGUUAUUGAGCUGUCACAACUGGAUCUUAGCAAAGCUGCAACAGAAUGGUAAUUUUUCCCUACCAAUCCUAAAAGUUUACAGUUA